AUGGCUUCAAAUAUUUGCAAACCUUCUCGUCGCGAUCAUUCUCUAAUAAAAACAACAAAAUGUGCUUCAAAACCUACCCUUUUACUCAAGGACUACCUCAGGGACGACCUGAGUUCAUGUUCAUCCAGCGGUUUCAAAUCAUUCCCGCGCCGACAAUGCUGCACUGCCGUUGGAUUCAUCAAGGAAAAAGAUCUCAAACUCCAACGCAAGAAGACACUCCCUCGGCGAAGGCCAACCGUAACCGCUCUGCAGAGAGCUUCCGGCGCUGUAAUAACUGCCAUCAAGUCAUUGUCCUCACAAAAGAGUGGUAAAUCAAAGAAAGCUUCUACCGGUGUUCUUUCUAGAAGCUUCUCGAGGAAGCUGUUAAGCAGAAGGUUCUGGAGAAAAGCUGUUAAGGAAGAGGGAAGAGAAGAUGUAAUGAGGUGUAGGAGAUCUUUCCGCGAACUUCUUAUGCAGGAACGAUGUUAUAAACCGACGUCGUUCAAUGAGGAUACCGUUUUCACUCCCAAAAGCAUCACCAACCUCUCUUCAGCUUGUUGUAGUAAUAGCUGGGGAGAAAGUGAAUUCACGUUUUCAUCAAAAACUACUUCCUCUGAUAGCUCCAUAGAUAACCUACUUGACGGCGUUACAAACGGCACUCCUCAUCGGCACAAGAUAGAAGCAGUAACACAUGGGGAUUGGUCAAACGAGAAGGAACAAUUCAGCCCUGUUUCAGUACUAGAUUGCCCAUUUGAAGAUGAAGAAGAGAUGAAAUCCAAUUUCAUGAUCAAUUCUUUCUUCCAAGGAGCAGAAAACAAGCAUAUACAAAAGACACGACAUUUUGAGAACAUAUCUUCAUUGGAGCCAUUGGUUUUAGAGAAAAGGAUCAAAUGCUUAGAAGAACUAGAAGAUGAGCCACACAACUAUUCUUUAAAACAAUGUUCAUUGUCAGUAAUAGACUCAAUUAUUGGAGACAGGAAAAACAAGGAUGAGCUAAACAGUUUGAUGAUUAACACAGAGAAACUACUGUUUGAUUACUUAGAACAAAGCAUUGAAGAAAACAGUAAUGCUGAUUAUCCAAAGGAUUUUAACCUUUGCAAUGUAGUUGAUGAUUGGGUGCGUGGGAAACCCCAAGAACCGUAUUUGGGGUGGGAAGUAAAUGAAGGAAGACAUGUCUACAUUAGUGAGAUGGAGAGAUGUGAAGAGUGGAAAAACUAUGAUCAACAAACAGAACAACUUGUUCUUGAGUUGGAAAAUGAUGUCUUAACUAGUUUGGUUAACGAGAUUGUCAUUGACCUUGUGAUAUGCUAG
Vicia faba (fava bean) is the source of this 1290-nucleotide messenger RNA. Lineage: Eukaryota; Viridiplantae; Streptophyta; Magnoliopsida; Fabales; Fabaceae. The record is from the annotation of a GenBank genome assembly.